Pseudomassariella vexata is the source of this 1097-nucleotide messenger RNA. RefSeq names its product proteasome component PRE6. Bases 183 to 983 code for a protein of 266 amino acids. NCBI's taxonomy places the organism in Eukaryota, Fungi, Ascomycota, Sordariomycetes, Amphisphaeriales, Pseudomassariaceae. Gene Ontology annotation, biological process: ubiquitin-dependent protein catabolic process. The transcript has 5 exons. Gene Ontology annotation, cellular component: nucleus; proteasome core complex; proteasome core complex, alpha-subunit complex. The record is from RefSeq and is a predicted model, not a curated record.
GGGCUGGAGCUUCAACUGUUUGGCAAGGACGAUGGAGCUUCGUACCCUUCUGGCAGCCUUGCCGUGACAUCUGAACCUCAUCAACCCGGCGAACUAGACGACCACGAAAGAUACCCAACACGUGGAUUUCGAGGUUGAAUCACCCUCAUUAACUUUCGCAAUACCAUCUAAGUUCCAAAACCAUGGCGUCAGGAUACGACAGAGCACUUUCAGUCUUCAGUCCCGAUGGACAUGUCUUUCAAGUCGAAUAUGCCGGUGAAGCCGUCAAGCGAGGAACCUGCGCCGUUGGCGUAAAAGGUGCAGACAUCGUAGUGUUAGGCUGCGAGAAACGCUCGGCUAUGAAGCUGCAAGACACCCGCAUCACCCCUUCCAAGAUCGGCCUCAUCGAUACGCAUGUGUGCCUGGCCUUCGCCGGCCUGAACGCUGACGCCCGAAUACUCGUCGACAAGGCUCGUCUGGAGGCGCAAUCGCACCGCCUGACCGUCGAAGACCCCGUCUCCAUCGAGUACAUCACCAAAUACGUGGCCGGCGUGCAACAGCGAUACACGCAGAGUGGUGGUGUGCGGCCGUUUGGCAUCAGCACCAUGAUUGUGGGAUUCGACAAGAACAGCACCGUCCCCAGACUAUACCAGACUGAGCCCAGUGGUAUCUACUCUGCAUGGAAAGCAAACGCAAUCGGCCGAUCCAGCAAAACCGUCCGUGAGUUCCUGGAGCGCAACUACAAGGAGGACAUGGACCGCGAGGCGACAAUUCGGCUGGCCAUCAAGUCGCUGCUUGAGGUGGUGCAGACGGGCGCCAAGAACAUCGAGAUCGCCAUCAUGGCACCGGGCAAGACGCUCGAGAUGCUGCCGGUCGAGGAUAUCGAGGGCUACGUCAAGAACAUUGAACAGGAGAAGCAAGAGGAGGCCGCCAAGAAGAAGACGGGCCGCACGCCGGGAACAGGCAGCGCGGCUAUUCGGUCAAGGGAGGGCGGAAGUGAUUGAGGUGGCGCUUGGGAAGAUGGCACGGAGUGAAUGAGGAUACUACCUAGAGCCAGAGCCAUAGAUUGUCGAUGGACGCCACGAACUUGUACACUACUCAUGAGCAUUUGACGCGUC